This is a messenger RNA of Gamsiella multidivaricata, 1030 nucleotides long. RefSeq lists its product as uncharacterized. The transcript is spliced from 6 exons. Gene Ontology annotation, cellular component: nucleus; cytoplasm. Gene Ontology annotation, molecular function: RNA binding; sequence-specific DNA binding; single-stranded DNA binding. The record is from RefSeq and is a predicted model, not a curated record. Gene Ontology annotation, biological process: RNA metabolic process. Bases 15 to 743 code for a protein of 242 amino acids. Lineage: Eukaryota; Fungi; Mortierellomycota; Mortierellomycetes; Mortierellales; Mortierellaceae.
AAAAUCAGCCAAGCAUGUCAAACGUCGUGGAUCUGGGAUUCUUCGAUGCCAUCCAGGCUUCAAUGGAGGCGGAAACAACUGCCAAGGACAAUAUCCGCGCUGCCGUUCGAGAGCUUGACCGGACGAACAGAAACAUCACCGCAGUAUUGAACAGAGUCCAUUCUAGUCCCAUGGAACAAGUGCUCGCUUUAUGCGCCCAAGCCCGCAUCCAUUUUGGAGAAAUACAGGGACACAUCCAAGCAGUGGCCAAGAUUGUCCCCACCAACCAUUACUACAAAUACAAUAAUCUCUGGUCGGGCCCAAUGCAGCAGGCGUGCUUUCUCGCAACGUUGAUCAUAUAUCUGGAACAUGAGCGAUUGAUUACAGUCGAGGAACUGGAGGGAUUUUUCGCUGUUAAGGUCGAUCUUAACAACGACAUGACGGAAUUCCAGAUAUCGAUCGAGGAGUUUUUGCACGGCAUUGUGUCUUUGACCGGUGAGCUGUCGCGGUUGGCUGUGAACGCUGUGACGGCAGGAGAUUUCGCGCGUCCAGUACGCAUUGGCAAGUUUCUCAAGGAACUUUAUAGCGGUUUCCAGCUGCUAAACCUGAAGAAUGAUACGCUUCGCAAAAGAUUCGACGGUAUCAAGUAUGACAUCAAGAAAGUGGAGGAAAUCAUUUACGACUUGACAGUACGGAAGCUUGUCAUGGCCUCCACAGAGCCAGCGCAGGGAGUAGAUCAUGUUGGAACGGAACUGCGCGCAUAGGAUGUGCCGUUGGCCAGCGGCUGAGAGGAGGUAGCCACAACGCUUUAUGUCUCUCCAUCCAGCUUUUUCUCUGCAUUUGCUUUGUGGGCAAGGCGCACGAAUUUGGUGUGACGCCCAAGAGCAACAACUCUGUCUCUGGUGGUAAUCUCUACAUCCGUAAAGGCGAGAGAGCCCCCAAUUUUGAGACAACGAGAGUUCUAAGGAGCAGGACAGCAGAAAUCACUCUUAGGACGCGCAUAUACACCAACAUCAAACAAUAAACAACCUAGUAUCAUCUUACAAUGGAC